CCCCCUUCAACAAGAGACUAGCCAACCGCUCGUACUUCACCAAGCCCCCCUUCAACAAAAGACUAGCCAACCACUCGUACUUCACCAAGCCUCCCUUCAACAAGAGACUAGCCAACCGCUCAUACUUCACCAAGCCCCCUUUCAACAAGAGACUAGCCAACCGCUCGUACUUCACCAAGCCCCCUUUUAACAAGAGACUAGCCAACUGCUCGUACUUCACCAAGCCCCCUUUCAACAAGAGACUAGCCAACCGCUCGUACUUCACCAAGCCCCCUUUCAACAAGAGACUAGCCAACCGCUCGUACUUCACCAAGCCCCCUUUCAACAAGAGACUAGCCAACCGCUCGUACUUCACCAAGCCCCCUUUCAACAAGAGACUAGCCAACCGCUCGUACUUCACCAAGCCCCCUUUCAACAAGAGACUAGCCAUCCGCUCCCAACCGCUCGUACUUCACAAGCCCCCUUUCAACAAGAGACUAGCCAACCGCUCGUACUUCACCAAGCCCCCUUUCAAGAGACUAGCCAACCGCUCGUACUUCACCAAGCCCCCUUUCAACAAGAGACUAGCCAUCCGCUCGUACUUCACCAAGCCCCCUUUCAACAAGAGACUAGCCAUCCGCUCGUACUUCAACAAGAGACUAGCCAUCCGCUCGUACUUCACCAAGCCCCCUUUCAACAAGAGACUAGCCAACCGCUCGUACUUCACCAAGCCCCCUUUCAACAAGAGACUAGCCAUCUGCUCGUACUUCAACAAGAGACUAGCCAACCGCUCGUACUUCACCAAGCCCCCUUUCAACAAGAGACUAGCCAUCUGCUCGUACUUCAACAAGAGACUAGCCAACCGCUCGUACUUCACCAAGCCCCCUUUCAACAAGAGACUAGCCAACCGCUCGUACUUCACCAAGCCCCUUUUCAACAAGAGACUAACCUCCCUCCCUCCCUCUUAA
Molecule: messenger RNA, 947 nt
Organism: Oncorhynchus gorbuscha (pink salmon)
Lineage: Eukaryota; Metazoa; Chordata; Actinopteri; Salmoniformes; Salmonidae
Product: repetitive proline-rich cell wall protein 2-like
Exons: 2
Source: RefSeq, a predicted model, not a curated record